GUAAAACUUAAUAACGGCUUUAAUAUCAUGUCAUUUUUUGUAUUCCUUGACCCGACUGGUUGUCCACGGACAACUAAAUUGAAAAAAAAUCAGUUGCCCAGACAAGCAAAUGUACGACUCGGGCAACUCGGACAUUUGAUUUCGCCAUCCCUGCCUAAUGAUGCGUACAUAGAGAAGUCCUCUUCUGGGAGCCUCCAAAAAGUUCCCAAUAAGAAAAGGAAAGAUAGAAAUCAAUACCAGGGAAAGUGACAUGGACAGGAAGAGUGCGAUAAUAAAUGAAUUUGAUUUCACAACCCAAACUGGCCUAAACACUAUGUCUGCUACGGUGAGUGUGGCAACCUUAAAUUCUGACCAAGAACAAGGUGACUUGAACUCUGUUUGCGUCAAAAUCGAGACUGAUGAAUGGUAUAACACGGCUGCUGAUUUGUAUUCUGUGUAUGCCAAAUCAGAACAGGUUCUAUGGGAAGAGAGACAACCAGAUUGCAACAAACAAGAUGACUUGAAUGAAGUACAUGAAAAAACAGGAUCUUUACAGAUAGAUCAAGAUUACACCAAACAAGAUGGCUUCAUGUCUGAAUGUGUGAAAUCAGAACAUACAGAAUAUGAAAUAAUGCAACAAGAUGUCAACAAUUCUGUAUGUGUGAACAGAAACAACAUCGUCAAUUCAACUGCAUAUACAGAAAAAGAUGAGUUCCAUUCUGUAUGUGGGACAACAAAACAGCUUCUAAAUCCAAAUACAGACAAGAGUUAUAUACAUUGUGUAACAACAAAUUACCUCAAUUAUGUAGGUGGUAUAGCUAUAAAACUUGUAAAUACAGAUACGGACAAUGGCAAUAGAACAGAAAAAAAUCCAAAUGCUUUAUGUGAUUAUUCAAACGCUAUCGAGCAUCAAGCUCAACUGGCCGACCUAAAUUCCGAAUUUCUGCCAAGGGAAAAGAUUGAACUUUCAAAUGUUGACCAAUAUUGUGCUAGACCAACUGUGGGUGGAGGGACAAUGAAAACUCAGGGUGAAGAUACUAUACAAAAAGACCUUUACUCAAACCUUGAUGUUCAUCGACAUUCAAACUCCAAAAAAAAUGACUCAGGAAAAGAACUGUUGGUCUGGUGCGGAGACGAAUUCGCAAGAGAACUUGGCCUCAUCAGAGACAAAAACGUGUGCAGUGAUUCCAGUAAGCACAGAAGUCACUUGAAGAUACCCAUGAGGAAACAUACAGGAGAAAAACAUUACAAGUGUGAGGUUUGUGGCUAUUUAUGUAAACAGAGUGGUCACUUGAAGGCACACAUAAGGAUACAUACAGGAGAAAAACCGUACAAGUGUGAGGAGUGUGAUUAUGCUUGUAAACGAAGUUGUGAUUUGAAGAGACACAUGAGGAUACAUACAGGAGAAAGAGAGUACAAGUGUGAGUUGUGUGGCUAUUUAUUUAAACAUAGUCAUCACUUGAAGACACACAUGAGGAUGCAUACAGAAGAAAGACCGUACAAGUGCGAUGAGUGUGAUUAUACUUGUAAACGAAGUGGUGCGUUGAAGAUCCACAAGAGGAUACACACAGGAGAGAAACCGUACAAGUGUGAGGUGUGUGGCUUUCAAUGUAAACAGAAGGUACACUUGCAGAAUCACAUAUUGAUACAUACAGGAGAGAGACCGUACACGUGCGAGGUGUGUGGCUUUCAAUGUAACAUAAGUGCAAACUUGAAGAUACACAUGCUGAUACACACAGGAGAAAGACCGUAUAACUGUGAGGAGUGUGGCUAUGAAUGUAAACGUAGUAAUGAUUUGAAGAUACACAUGAGGAUACAUACAGGAGAGAGACCAUACACGUGUAAGAUUUGCCAUUAUGCAUGUAAAGUGAAAGGUUCGUUAAAGAAACACAUGAUGAUACAUACAGAGGAAAGACGGUUCAAGUGUGGGGAAUGUGGCUAUUUAUUUAAACAUAGUGGUCAUUUGAAGACGCACAUGAGGAUACAUACAGGAGAGAGACCAUACAGGUGUGAGGAGUGUAAUUAUGCGUGUAAACAAAGUGGUGAUUUGAAGAAACACUUAAGUAUACAUACAGGAAAGAGACGUUACAAGUGUGAGGUGUGUGAUUAUGCAGGUAACAGGAGUGAUACAUUGAAGACACACAUGCUGAUACAUACAGGAGAGAGACAGUACAAAUGUGAGGUGUGUGGUUAUGAAUGUAAAUUGAGUUGUCACUUGAAGACACACAUGGUGAUACAUACAGAAGAAAGACCGUACACGUGUGAUGAGUGUGAUUAUGCUUGUAAACGAAGUGGUGCGUUGAAGAUCCACAAGAGGAUACACACAGGAGAAGGACCAUAAAAGUGUGAGGAGUGUGAUUUUGCAUGUAAAAACAGUCGUCACUUGAAGAUACACGUGAUGAUACAUACAGGAAAAAGACCGUACAAUUGUGGGAUGUGUAAUUAUGCGUGUAAACAAAGUUGUUUGUUGAAGACACAUAUGAUUAUUCAUACAGGCGAAAGACCGUACAAGUGUAAGGUGUGCGGUUAUGCAUGUAUCCAGAGUGAUCGCAUGAAGAGAACAUGAAGAAACAUGCUUGGUUAUACUAUUAAUCUAUAUGGAAGAAAAACUCUUAAAAGAGUAAGGUGUGUGGUUAUCCAUGUAUCCAUAGUAGGAAGACUUUACAGAGUGUUAGGUGUGCGGUUAUCCAUGUAUCCAUGGGAGGAAGACUUUCAAGAUUAUUAGGUGUUUUGUUAUCCAUGUAUUCAUGGGAGGAAGACUUUAAAGAGUGUUAGGUGUCAGGUUAUCCAUGUAACGAGAGUGGUCCCUUGAAAACUUAAAGAGGCACAUGAGAAUAUAAUAUGGUAUAAGAGAAGAAAGAGCUUAAACAUGAACAUAUAAACAAAUCUCUGAACUAGUAGAGACUCCGUGACGCACGUUAUUUUCAUGACAAUAUGAAGCAAUAAAACAAUGUUUUGUUA
This is a messenger RNA of Dreissena polymorpha, 2940 nucleotides long. RefSeq names its product zinc finger protein 479-like. The coding region runs from base 251 to 2320 and encodes 689 amino acids. Gene Ontology annotation, biological process: regulation of transcription by RNA polymerase II. NCBI's taxonomy places the organism in Eukaryota, Metazoa, Mollusca, Bivalvia, Myida, Dreissenidae. The record is from RefSeq and is a predicted model, not a curated record. The transcript has 3 exons. Gene Ontology annotation, molecular function: DNA-binding transcription factor activity; RNA polymerase II cis-regulatory region sequence-specific DNA binding.